AUGCCGGACACGGCCGGCGGCUCGCGGUCCCGGUCCCUCGGGCUGCCGGGACACGUCCGUGUGGGGAAGGGAGGCGGCCGGGGCCGGCGGCGGCGAGGGAGCAGCGCCGCGGUGCCCGCAGCCGCCGGGGCUCCUCAACAUGUGUGCGGGCGGGGAGGGGCCGCUGCCAGCUCCGCACGCCCGGUGCGGCGGGCAGGGCGGCGGGCACGGCGCGGGAUGCCCGGGGGAGGCAGGGGGCGGUCGGGCGCUGUCCCCGCCCGGGUCGCACCGCGGACCCGCGCUCGCACCUACCUGACCGGGCUCUCCUCGCAGCGAGGGCGGGCUGGGGCGGGGGGGGCCGCCGGACCCUCCCCGGCGCCGCCCGGUCCCGGGGCGGGCGGGCGGAGCGGAGCCGCCGGCGGCGCGGGGGAGACAAAGGGGGAAAUGACGGGGGGGGUGCAGUGUGCGGGGCGGGCGGUGCGGAGCGGCCCCGGGGGCGGGGGCGGCGGUGACUGGGCCGGGUGCCCGGGGCGGGGGCGCGGGCGGGGGCAGCGCCCGGGCCCCUCAGACAAUACAGCCGGGUCCCGCUGCCCAGAGCCUGCCCGGGCCAAGAUGGCGGCCGAGAAAGAGCGGAAGUGA
Molecule: messenger RNA, 618 nt
Organism: Pseudopodoces humilis (Tibetan ground-tit)
Lineage: Eukaryota; Metazoa; Chordata; Aves; Passeriformes; Paridae
Source: RefSeq, a predicted model, not a curated record